GAGGAAUUCAGGAGACAUCUAUGAAGAGCCCAGGUCAGUGGACCAUGAAGACCUUCUCUUUGAGCCCCAUUGUUCUCCUGACCCUCUUCCUCAGUGUCCACCUUGGAGCUGCCACAUGUGAGAGUGAGAUGUCUAGGCCUUGCUGCCUCUCUUACCACCACAUGAUAAUCCCGUGGGACUGGGUGUACACCUACGAGCUCGCCAAAACCAGCUGUUCCCAUGAGUUUGUGAUAUUGACUACAAAAAGAGGUAAGAAAAUCUGUGUCCAACCACAGGCCAAGUGGGUACAGAGAUACAUUUCUAGGUUGAAAGCCCAGAAGCAUGCUGGAGUUUUAGCUCAAGGAUCCUUGAACUGA
Phodopus roborovskii (desert hamster) is the source of this 356-nucleotide messenger RNA. It is a transcript of the gene Ccl26, whose product is annotated as C-C motif chemokine ligand 26. Gene Ontology annotation, cellular component: extracellular region. Gene Ontology annotation, biological process: cellular response to interleukin-1; cellular response to tumor necrosis factor; lymphocyte chemotaxis. Lineage: Eukaryota; Metazoa; Chordata; Mammalia; Rodentia; Cricetidae. The transcript is spliced from 3 exons. The record is from RefSeq and is a predicted model, not a curated record. Gene Ontology annotation, molecular function: CCR chemokine receptor binding; chemokine activity. The coding region runs from base 21 to 356 and encodes 111 amino acids.